Messenger RNA from Didymodactylos carnosus, 471 nucleotides. Lineage: Eukaryota; Metazoa; Rotifera; Eurotatoria; Philodinida; Philodinidae. The record is from the annotation of a GenBank genome assembly.
AUGUCGACAAAAACUCAUUCCUCUUCUAAAAAGUACAAUCCUCCAACACCUGUCCGUCGAGUGAACCGAUUACCAAUGCAUGAUCGUACUAAUUGUCAAGUAACAUUGAAAAAUAUAAUUCCUAGUGUCCACGACCGUUUACAUGUGUUAAUUGAAAAAAUUAAAGAUUCAAAAAAUUCAUCUAUCCAAUUAUUACUUCAGUUGUACAAUCGCAAACGUUCGUUAAUGGAAAUAGCUCGUCGAAAUGAACCAACAAAUCAACUGUACCAUUGCGUACAAAUGGAGUUAUUUCAACAGCAAAUAUUCGAUAGUUUAUCAAAAAUUGUUCCCGAUAUGAUUUCAGAGGAACAAUCAUACAAAAAUCUACAGCUAUCAAACUGUUUAAUUAAUGGAAAUACUGUUGUUUAUCCCCAAAAAUUAUCUCCAAUUCGAACACGUAGUGCUAAAAUUGUGUCAUUGAAAAAAUCGUGA